This is a messenger RNA of Knipowitschia caucasica, 1689 nucleotides long. Lineage: Eukaryota; Metazoa; Chordata; Actinopteri; Gobiiformes; Gobiidae. The record is from the annotation of a GenBank genome assembly.
AUGUCCUCGGAGGCGGGGGACGAGUGGUCCCUGCUGCUGUGGACGUCUCUGGCGGUGGUGGUCCCUGUCAUCAUCACGCUGUGGUGCAGCGUGCAGCGCGCAAAGAGGAAGAUGCACAUGAGGGAGUUCUUCCGUAAGAGCAAACACGGCUGGCACUACAUGGACCUGUUCACCAAGCCCACGUACUGCUGCGUGUGCGAGCAGCACGUCCUCCAGGGCGCCUUCUGUCAGUGCUGUGGCGUGUGCGCAGAUGACGACUGUCUGAGGCCGGCGGACCGCCGCCUCCGCUGCAAAGACAUCAUGGCCCCGGCCAGGGCAGACGGGGCCAUGGACCACCGCUGGGUCCGAGGAAACGUGCCUCUGGCCAGUUACUGCAGCGUGUGUCAACAACAGUGUGGCUCUCAGCCCAAACUCUGCGACUUCAGGUGUGUGUGGUGCCAGAAGACGGUCCAUGACGACUGUCUGAGUGAGGUCCCAGACCAGUGUGACUUGGGGGAGUUCCGCAGCCUCAUAAUCCCUCCUCACUACCUCAAUCACGUCAACAAACUCAGGCGCAGGCAUCCAGACGAGUACAGUAAGUUGGCUGAGUCGUGUGGGAGCAACUGGACCCCGGUGUUGGUGUUGGCGAACACACGCAGUGGUAAUAACAUGGGAGAGGUGCUGCUCGGGGAGUUUCGAAGUGUCCUCAACCCAGUGCAGGUGUUUGACCUGUCGCAGCUGAACCCCUCCAAAGCGCUGCAGCUCUGCACCCUGCUCCCGCCGGGCAGCGUGCGGGUGCUGGUGUGCGGAGGCGAUGGCACCGUGGGCUGGGUGCUGGACGCUAUAGACACCAUGAAGCUCAAGGGCCAGGACCAAUUUAUCCCCCGAGUGACCAUCCUGCCGCUGGGCACCGGAAACGACCUGUCCAACACUUUGGGCUGGGGAGCGGGCUACGCCGGAGAGAUCCCUGUGGAGCAAGUUCUGCGCAAUGUGGUGGACGCAGAAGUGGUCAGAAUGGACAGAUGGAAAGUGCAGGUCGCAUCAAAAGGUGCAUAUUUUCGUAAACCAAAGGUUCUGUCCAUGAAUAACUACUUCUCCGUCGGACCGGACGCACUGAUGGCCCUGAGCUUCCACACUCACCGAGAGAAAACCCCCUCGUUUUUCUCCAGUCGGAUCAUCAACAAGGCUGUGUAUUUCCUGUAUGGCACCAAAGAUUGUUUAGUCCAAGAAUGCAAGGAUCUGGAUAAGAGGAUUGAGCUGGAGUUGGAUGGAGAGCGGAUCGCCCUGCCCAGUCUGGAGGGCAUCAUCGUGUGCAACAUUGGGUACUGGGGCGGAGGCUGCAGACUGUGGGAGGGGAUGGGAAACGACCCGUGUCCACCCACCAGACUGGACGACGGUCUCCUGGAGGUGGUGGGGGUGUAUGGCUCUUUCCACUGCGCUCAGAUCCAGGUGAAACUGGCCAAUCCUGUGAGGCUGGGACAAGCGCACACUGUCCGGCUGGUGCUGAAGAGCUCCAAGAUGCCCAUGCAGGUGGACGGGGAGCCGUGGGCACAGGGGCCCUGCACCAUCACCAUCACCCACAAGACCCAGGCCCUCAUGCUCUACCACAGCGCCGAGCAGACGGACGAUGACAGCAGCGGCUCCGAGACCGAGAGCAACACUCCACACGACUCCCCCAGACCCCCGGGCUCCAGCUCCACCCGGGCCUGA